Molecule: messenger RNA, 1503 nt
Organism: Neoarthrinium moseri
Lineage: Eukaryota; Fungi; Ascomycota; Sordariomycetes; Amphisphaeriales; Apiosporaceae
Exons: 7
Coding region: 1-1503 (500 amino acids)
Molecular function (GO): iron ion binding; oxidoreductase activity, acting on paired donors, with incorporation or reduction of molecular oxygen; monooxygenase activity
Source: RefSeq, a predicted model, not a curated record
AUGGCAUUGCUUACUUCAUGGCUUUCUAUUGUAGCCCAGGCGUUGAUUGUACUUAUUAGCAUUGCUAUAUAUCGUCGGUACCUGUCUCCUCUAUCUGAUAUUCCUGGACCUUUCUGGGGUUUGAUCACUCGUCUCUGGCAGGUCGUUCAUAUUUUCAAGGGCGACCAGAACCUGCUUUCUAUUGCGCUGCACGACAGAUAUGGCAAUUUUGUUCGCAUCGCACCCAAUGAAGUCAGCGUGAGCCAUCCAGAUGGGCCAAAGCUGUUACUCCUGACACCCCAGCGAAAGGCUGACUGGUACCGGGUUUUUACAGUGCCAGACUAUCGCUACGAGACCCCUCUGAGUACUAUUGAUCCUAAAGAAAAGGUCGAAAGGUCGAAAGGUCGAAAUGGCUCGCUCCUGGAUUUUCGUUAUCUCACAUCCUCAAGUCAGAGGAGUACGAUGAAUAAGAACAUCGGCUUCCUACUUGAAUGGAUGGAUAAGUUCGCCCAAUCUGGCGAGCCGAUGCACCUUGACAAGUUUCUGACUUACACGGCCUUUGGUAAUGCCGGCGAAGUCAUCUUCAGUCAGCCUUUCCGCUUCAUCAAGGAGGGCAAAGACAUACGAGGCUCCAUCGCAAAUAACUUGGCUCUCAAUCCCUGCGUGGCAGCAGCCGGCUUUUUCAUAUGGGUGUAUAUAUUGCUAGUGGCUAACCCAAUCAUCACUUGGACUGGGCUGUUGCCAAUGGGCCAUCUAUUUGAGACUGCUGAGACCGCGAUGAAGAAGCGUAAGGCAAACCCCGAUGCCCGUUUUGAUAUAGCCGCACACUGGUUCAAAACGCAGAAGGAAAAUCCAGGACGCUUGAGUGACCGUGACAUCGAAGCCGAAGCCACAGUUGCUGUUGGUGCAGGCUCGGACACUGUGUCGUGCGGUCUUCAGACUUUUGUAUAUCACAUGAUACAGAACCCGCAGUCGUGGCAGCGAGCCCGCGACGAAAUCGCUGCUGCGCAAGCCGAAGGCUAUUGCAAAGACCGCGUGAUUUCCGUCAACGAUGCGCAGAGGCUCCCAUAUCUGCAAGCCUGCAUCAAAGAAGCGCUUCGGAUGUUCGGGCCUACGCCAAUGGGGCUGCCCAGGGUAACUCCGAAGGGGGGUCUUACCAUCGGCGACCGGUACUUCGUCGAGGGGACUACGUUGUCCAUACAUCUGAACGUUAUGCAACGAUCGAAGGAAUGCUGGGGCCCAGACGCCCGACAAUGGAACCCGGAACGUUGGUUCGCCGACGAUGCGGCUUCAAAAGAGAAAUAUUGGCUUGUGUUCGGUAUGGGCUACAACUCGUGCCCUGGUCAACAUGUGGCCCGGGUGCAGUUGUCUAAGACCGCGGCGACCUUGGUGAGAGACUACGACAUCAAGCAGGUUGACCCAACGAACGAGUGGACGUGGAAGGCUUAUUUCACGGUUGUGCCUCACUCAUGGCCAGUCACGGACCGCAUUUACAUGGUCGUGGUCUUAUUACUCGGUGUAUGA